AAAUAAAAUCAUUAAAUAAAAAACACACGACACUUUCCUUAUAUAAUUUCUUGAAUCUUGAUUCAACACAACACCCAACUACCCAAGUAAAGGAAAACACUUUUACUAAAAAUUAUAAGUAUUAUUAUGGCUACAAAUGGAGAUGGUGGUAUUGUUACAGAAGCAAGUUUGGAUAAAAUCAAAAGGCAAUUGGCAUCCGGGUCGGGUCGAAACCUCUUGCAGGGUCCUCUUCUCAAGCGAUCUGAAACUCUAAGGAAAUGGAACGAGAGAUGGGUGAUCCUAGACCCCACAACAGGAAAGAUGGAAUACAAAAUCAGGAGAAAUGACCCGAAUGUCAAAGGAACUAUUGUCUUCGAUUCUAAUAGCACAAUCAUGACAUCACCUUAUAACUUUCAUGGGCUGCCAAAGUAUGAUAACUGCAUUAUCUAUAUCGCAACACCUCAGAAAAAAGAAUAUUUUCUCUGUGCAGAAACUCCAGGUGCAGCUAGAGCUUGGGUGUCCACAUUACAUGCAACACAGUUGGUGUUGAGGGCUCAUAAAGAGGCUGUGAACUCAUUAGCUGGAAACAGUAAUGCAAAAUUAGGGACAGUAUCUGCUGUUGUCGCUGCUGCUAAUUCAACUGCUUUGGAAUCCUCCAAAGAAAUUGAGGCUGCAUUGCAGAUUGCAAGGAGAAAUGCUUUGGGAUCAGUGAUGAAUAAAACGCUUGAUGCUCCGUUGGAUGACUUGACCAUCAUGAAGGAGACACUUCGAGUAAAAGACGAGGAGCUGCAAAAUUUAGCUAGGGAUAUUCGUGCUAGGGAUGCAACUAUAAAAGAGAUAGCAGAGAAGCUAACUGAGACAGCUGAAGCAGCAGAAGGUGCAGCAUCUGCAGCUCAUACAAUGGAUGAGCAACGGAAAAUCGCUUUUUCAGAAGUUGACCGCUUAAAGAAAGAGUUGGAAAAACAAGCAGCGUCCUUUAGUGUAAAGCUAAGAGAUUCUGAAGAGAAGGUGAUGGGUUUAAAUAAAGAAAGAGAGCAACUUAUGAAGCAAAGAGACUCUUCUCAUCAGGAGGCACUUUUAUGGCGUUCUGAGCUUGCAAAAGCCAGGGAGCGUGUGGUCAUCUUAGAAGGAGCUGUUGUUAGGGCUGAGGAGAAGGUCAGGGUUAAGGAUGCAGAGGCUGACGCUGCAAUAAAGGAGGCAACAGAAAAAGAGACGGCUGCAAGAAAGGAAAAUCAAGAGCUUUUGGCAUACAUUAAUGUGUUACAGCUACAACUUCAAAGCAGACAGGAGGAAAACACAAAGCAAGUCAUGGAGGAAAGAGGGGAGUCUUGCCCAGAUGGCGAUACGCAACCCUUGACCAAACACGUACAUCCAUCUGAAGAGAAUGUGGAUAAAGCAUGCCUUAGUGUUUCUAGGAAUAUUCCAGUAUCAGAGAGAAAUUUAGUUCACCCACCACCAUCUUUGGAUCAAACAGGCUCAAUUGGUGAUGGUGAAUGGAACGAUAUAGAGGCAACAGAAGCAAGAAUAGCAGAUGUUAGAGAAAUUGCACCAGACACUGAAGGGAAUAGUUUGGAUAUUCCGGUCUUUUUACAGACAAAUGAUGGCCAGCAGCCAAUAGGAAGUGCAUACCAUCCAGAUGUUCAUACAAUUAGACAACCAGAUGAUACACAGCCGGAACAAACAACGGAUUCAUACCAUCAGCCUUAGAUGUAUGGCAAUACUCUUAAAGAAAAACUAUCUUUUGGUAUUAUAAAAACUUGUUUUGGUUACAGGGUGAAUGAAUUGCGAAAAUGAUCGUAUAGUGAGUUGUGAAAAUUAAUAUUUGCUGACUUUUAGAAGCUUCUGAAUGGACUGCUUUCGCUGAUGAGCUUAAUUUUAGUGCAAGCAUUGGGCUUGACCCUUUUAUAGAGACGUUUAGAAGUUGAUUUGGAAGUGAUUAUGUGAUACUGUAUAAUCAGAAUAAAAGUAUUAGUUGUAAUAAAAACAUGACUUGCAAGAUAGCAUUUUGAUGUGUU
Molecule: messenger RNA, 1994 nt
Organism: Erigeron canadensis
Lineage: Eukaryota; Viridiplantae; Streptophyta; Magnoliopsida; Asterales; Asteraceae
Product: switch-associated protein 70
Exons: 9
Coding region: 127-1686 (519 amino acids)
Biological process (GO): endosome organization; retrograde transport, endosome to Golgi; receptor recycling
Cellular component (GO): recycling endosome; trans-Golgi network; early endosome
Source: RefSeq, a predicted model, not a curated record